GCAUCACCGGAGGAUGCCUGGGUGUCAGCUUGCCUUCAGGUGCUCAGCUAGACUUCAUCAAGCACAUGUGGAGAGCUCUGUAUUAGGUUAAUGUGCUAACAUUAACACUGGUGAGCAAAGUAUGAUCCUCGUGCUCAAAACGCUGAGAAUCCAGAUAUAGAACGGUUACCACUCAAAGAAGAAUAUGGCUAUUCUUGGGCCUUUGCUGGCUAGUUUCCUUUCUGGUGGGGCUGACCCCCAUGUUUGGCUGGAAUAGAAAAGCAACCUUAGCGAGCUCUCAAAAUAGCAGCACUCUUUUGUGCCACUUCCGUUCCGUGGUCAGUUUGGAUUACAUGGUCUUCUUCAGCUUCGUCACCUGGAUCCUCGUCCCCCUGGUUGUCAUGUGUGUCAUCUACCUAGACAUCUUCUACAUCAUCCGAAAUAAGCUCAGUCAAAACCUGUCUGGCUUCAGAGAGACGCGUGCAUUUUAUGGACGGGAGUUCAAGACAGCUAAGUCCCUGUUUCUGGUUCUCUUCUUGUUUGCGCUGUGCUGGCUGCCUUUGUCCAUCAUCAAUUUUGUUUCCUAUUUUGAUGUAAAGAUACCAGAUGUCGCAAUGUGCCUGGGGAUCCUGUUGUCCCACGCGAACUCCAUGAUGAACCCUAUUGUCUACGCCUGCAAAAUAAAAAAGUUCAAAGAGACCUACUUUCUGAUCCUCAGAGCUCUCAGGCUCUGUCAGACCUCAGAUUCUUUGGACUCAAACAUGGAACAGACUACUGAGUAAUUACCUUGACAGAUACAGAGCCAGCUCGUCUGCCUUCGCAUGUGGUAUCAGUAAACACUAUAAGGACUUAUCAGACAUUCUUGCUUCCUUCACUGCAUUGGGAUCAUCGGGCUGGUUGCCACAGAGUUCCACUCCUUCCCCCCAACGCCCCCCCCCACUCCUCCCUCCUUCUGCUUCAGUUAUUUUCUUGAGCUUCUCUAAUUCAAUUCUGUGGAAGCCUGACGUGAAGGCAAUGCAUCCCUGAUUACCACGGACUCUGCCCUUCCUUCCCAGACAAAGAAGUAAUGGAAUGUGGAGGGAGUCUCGUCUUAUCAAAGGAAAACUCUAGUGGGGCUGGACGUACAGAACCUGCUCCGAAGGAUCCCUGGAAUGUGGGGAACAGAAGGAGCGAAUUGAAUUUAAAAAGAGGGCUAAAUCCACCUGUGUGGGUGCAUUUGAGCAAAUAAAAGAUGAUGCCCAACUGAUGUGUAGCUCUUUGCUAGGAUUGCUUGGGGGUUGCAGGCACAGUUGACUGCUCUUGGCAUUCCUUCUGCUUGCUUCUGGGACACAAUCACUUCUGUUCCAAGGGGCAGCUUCACCAUUGCAGAUGGCUGUCCUCUGGGGGUCGGGGGCAGGAUGUCUGUUAUGCAAGGUUCUGAUGUUCUUGAAAUCCUAGGCAACUUCAGCUUCAGGACAACUGGAGAUUUGUUUGUUGUUGUUUGUUUGGAGACAGGGUUUCUCUGUGUAGCCCUGGCUGUCCUGGAACUUGCUGUGUAGACCAGGCUGACCUCAAAUUCAGAGAUCUGCCUGCCUCUGCCUCCUAAGUACUGGGAUUAAGGGUAGGCAGCACCACCAUCUGGCUACAGCUGGAGAUCUUUAGGAGUGCUUUGUAAGUCUGGAACAGGACAUUUGAGAACACUGACACUAAGACACACACAUUUGUGGCUUCAGCCAGGAUGGAGGAAUGAAAUAAGUUAGGUAUCACAAGAUUUUAUACAGAUACUCUGUAUUUGUUACUUUUCAGUUGCUAUUAAAAAAAUAUUUCAUGACCAAG
Messenger RNA from Mus musculus (house mouse), 1794 nucleotides. It is a transcript of the gene Tmigd3, whose product is annotated as transmembrane and immunoglobulin domain containing 3. NCBI's taxonomy places the organism in Eukaryota, Metazoa, Chordata, Mammalia, Rodentia, Muridae. The record is from RefSeq and is marked validated. The transcript has 2 exons. Gene Ontology annotation, cellular component: membrane. Bases 240 to 761 code for a protein of 173 amino acids.